This is a messenger RNA of Thermochaetoides thermophila DSM 1495, 2001 nucleotides long. RefSeq lists its product as uncharacterized. The record is from RefSeq and is a predicted model, not a curated record. Gene Ontology annotation, molecular function: protein binding. Bases 1 to 2001 code for a protein of 666 amino acids. The transcript has a single exon. NCBI's taxonomy places the organism in Eukaryota, Fungi, Ascomycota, Sordariomycetes, Sordariales, Chaetomiaceae.
AUGAGAGUCUCCAGCCGAAUUGACGGGUCGAUAUGCGGCGCGAUCCUGCACGUCCUGUACCCCCCAUUGUCGCCCCUUAGGCCCUCGCCGUCCUUGCGCUCGUCGGCCCAGAGCCCUUCCAGCUGCUCCUCCUCCCGUCUGCCGACUGCGUCACAGCAGCCCCGACGGUGUCUCUCGCUGCUCGCUACCCGUCGACGACCCUCCCCGCUAACACUCUCCUCGAGCUCAAGGAGGCGUUUGCUGCUAUGCGUUCAAGCUCUUCAAACAUCACGUUUGCGCUUUGACGGCGACCCAGCCGCUGUGCGUGUUAACCAUGCUGCUGCUGCGACGGUAGAGAACUCUGGCCCUGAACCAGAGCAUGAGGGCUACGCUGCUCCUGAACCUCAGCCAUUACCCUCACCUUCAUCCUCCUCUCCUAAUCCGUCGACCACAACUGGCCCAGCAAUUACUCCACAGCAGCCCCAAACGAGGAAGAAGCAGAAGCAUCUGAAGCCAAUACGACGCCCCCUCACUAAAGAAGAGCUGCUGGCAUUAGUCGACCCCUACGAUGACACCGAAGAAAUCGGCCGCGUCGAGGACUACCUCCAAUACCUCCGGGACCCUUACAUGCGGGGCUAUGCCGAACCCGAGCAGCCCAAAGUUACCCUAGCCCGAACGGCUGAAGACGAAGAGUACCCAUCCCUCGAGCAAGUCCUUGAACCCGCCGAUGAAGGGACCCGCCACGUCCUCUGGGAACUGCGCUUCGCAGUCCUCACCCGGCUGCGUAGCCCACACAAGGUCGACCUCGACCACAUCUACGAACUCUACCAACGCCUUCCCGAACCGCGUAUGCUCUAUCUCCACGCACGCUUCCGGCACCAGCUACUUCGCGCCCUAGGCCAGCCCGACGAGCGCGACUCAGCCAGCAUGCUGCGCUACUUCGCCGUCAUCGCCGACGUGAAAAACACCGGGAUCCCGCUCACAACAGCCGAAUGGAACUGCGCCAUCGUCUUCGCCACUAAGUACGUCGGCCGCGUAACCGACGUCGAAGUUGACACCGCCCUCAAGCUCUGGCGUGAGAUGGAGCUCGAGGCCGGCAUCCGCGCAACAGACGUCACCUUCAACAUCCUCUUCGACGUGGCCACCAAGGCUGGCAACUUCCCCCUCGCGGAGAUGAUCUACCGCGAAAUGGAGUCCCGUGGCCACCGCUACAACCGCUACCACUACACCUCCCUGAUCCACUUCUUCGGCCUCAAGCAUGACACCUCCGGCAUGCGUGCCGCCUACCGCGAGAUGGUUGAAGCAGGCGAAAUAAUCGAUACGGUGGUCCUCAACGCCAUGAUAUCGGGGCUGCUCCGCUCCGGCGAAGAAGCCCCUGCCGAACGCAUCUACGAGCGCAUGAAGGCCCUCUCCCUCGGCCCCUCCUCAACAAACCCCUUCUCCCCCAACUCACCUCCUAUCCUCCCCGUCCGAACGCCUCUAAGCGACCGUUUCAUCACCCAAGCACUCCUUAUGCUUUCUAAACUCUCCCGCCGCCACCCCCACGCUCAACCUCACCUCCAAGAUAUGGCACCAUUAGCGCCCGACCUGCAGACCUACCGCAUUCUGGCCAACCACUACGGUGUGAAGCGCGGCGAUUUGGGCCGCGUAGCGGCCUACCUCGACGACAUGAAACACUUUCAUAUCCCCCUCCACCAUAGCAUCUUUUUAGCUUUAUUCAAAGGCUUCGCCCGGCAUGGGGGGUAUCCUCGUUCACCGUGGAGUGAGCAGCGGCUGGAAGGGAUUUGGAAUGCAUUGUUGCAGGCGCUUGAUGCUGCUCAGGAGGGGGAGGGGGGAAUAGAAGUGCGGACGUGGCUGGCUAUUUGGUGCUUGAGGGCGUUUGCGAAGUGUGCGGGGAGUAGGGAGAGGAGGGUGCUGGAGGUGUAUGAUGUGUUGAAGGCGCGGUGGGCGCUCAGUCCAGAGGAGGAGCAGUUUAUGGGAGAUUUUUUGAGUGGAUUGGUUAAUCGAGGGUUUGGGAAGUAG